AUGGGCUCCACGGCAACCGGCGUCAAUGCGUCCUUCACGGCGGCCCCAGAGCGGGCCACCUUUGACGGCUUCCUGUUCGACAUGGAUGGUACCAUCAUCGAUUCGACGCCGGCAAUCGAGAAGCAUUGGCACAGCAUCGGCCAGGACAUUGGUGUUUCUGCCAACGUCAUCCUCCAAACCUCGCAUGGUCGCCGCAGCAUCGACCUGACGCUUGCCGGGGAGGAGGAGGAAAAGGAGGAAACUCCCUCUCUCCCCCUCCCUUGCCAUGACCCAGACGUGCGUGAAGCGGAGGGCCGUCUGCCCAAGCUAUACGCCCAUGAGGCCAUUGAAGUCCCUGGCGCGAGAACCCUCCUCGAAGAGCUGAACAGGGACAGCGCCCCUUGGACCAUCGUCACCUCGGGCACCGAGCCCCUCGUCACAGGCUGGCUCGGCGUCAUGGCCCUGCCGCACCCCGACCAGAUGGUCACCGCAGAGUCCGUCGAGAACGGAAAGCCGGACCCCGCCUGCUAUCUCCUGGGCAGGCAGAGACUGGGGCUCGAGGGCGAUGCCAAGCGCGUUCUUGUGCUCGAGGACGCGCCCGCUGGCAUCAGGGCAGGCAAGGCCGCUGGCUGCAAGGUCAUCGGUCUCGUAACGAGCCACACUGUCGAUCAGGUCGCCGCCGCCGAGCCAGACUGGAUCGUUAGAGACCUGUCCUCGGUCAAGGUGGUUGAGAGCAAAGACGGCGUCGUCACUCUGGAGAUAUCCAACGGACUUGUGCAGUAA
Verticillium alfalfae VaMs.102 is the source of this 762-nucleotide messenger RNA. RefSeq names its product phosphatase yfbT. The transcript has 3 exons. Lineage: Eukaryota; Fungi; Ascomycota; Sordariomycetes; Glomerellales; Plectosphaerellaceae. The record is from RefSeq and is a predicted model, not a curated record. Gene Ontology annotation, molecular function: sugar-phosphatase activity; beta-phosphoglucomutase activity. Bases 1 to 762 code for a protein of 253 amino acids.